Messenger RNA from Sodiomyces alkalinus F11, 1719 nucleotides. RefSeq names its product WD repeat-containing protein. The coding region runs from base 1 to 1719 and encodes 572 amino acids. The transcript is spliced from 2 exons. Gene Ontology annotation, molecular function: DNA binding; protein binding. Gene Ontology annotation, cellular component: nucleus. Lineage: Eukaryota; Fungi; Ascomycota; Sordariomycetes; Glomerellales; Plectosphaerellaceae. The record is from RefSeq and is a predicted model, not a curated record. Gene Ontology annotation, biological process: regulation of DNA damage checkpoint.
AUGCCUGUCACUAGAAGAGCCAGUUCCCGACACCAGGUCAACGGCGUCAAGGUGGAAGAACACGAUACCGAACAAGAUGUACCCGCAUCGCCAGCGAACGAAACCACAACCGAUAAUGUCGAGGCAAAUACGAAGAAGACGGCUCGGGGCGGACUGAGCGCAUUCGAGCGCCGAAGACUGGAAAACAUCGCCGCGAACCAGGCCCUUCUCAAAGAUCUUUCGGUAACCGCGAGCAAGAUACUACCCCGAGCCAAGGCCACACCUUCAGCUGCUUCGUCCGGGCGAACGCCUCGGUCUGCUGCGGCGUCGCGGAAACGUGAGGCGCCCGUUAAGCGCGAGUCCCCCAUGCCCACGCGACGCAGCUCCCGCGUGGCCGGUCUUCAGGCCGAUCUCGACGAUGGGAAGCGCAAGCUCGACCAGGCUGUCGCGGUGGCGUCACCAUCGGACAGGACGAAGAAGAUGCGCAUUUCGGGGGACCUGAACUUGGGAGACACUCUCGUCGAGGGGAAGAAGUGGAGUUCCGGGAUGGAUGGGCUGCAGGGGCUCAAAGGUCUGUCGCAUGGUGCCCAGCCCGGUCUUCGCACCUUUACCGAUGACGAUGUCAAAAAUACCACGGAUGGGGAUUUGAAGGCCUUGAGGUUACGUAUGAAUGGCCUCACGUUGUAUGAGAAAUGGGUUCCAAAUGAUAUCAAGAUCACUCCGCAACGGGUGUACUCACUAGCUUUCCACCCGACCCAAGAUAAGCCCGUCAUUUUCGCCGGCGACAAAGAAGGCGCGGUCGGAGUCUUCGAUGCUUCCCAGGAGGGCCCCGAACCUCCCGCCGAUGAAGACGAGGACUGGGACCCCCCCAACCCGGUAAUAGGGGCCUUCAAGCUCCACACCAAGACAGCGACAUCCUUCGUCUUCUCCCCCGCGGACGCGAAUGCCGUGUUCACCUCUUCCUACGAUUCGACGAUCCGCAAACUGGACCUGGACAAAGGCGUCUCGGUGCAAAUCUUCGCCCCCGCAGACUUGAAUGAGGACAUGUCAAUGUCAGCGAUGGAUAUGCCGACCAAUGACCCGAACAUCCUCUUCUUCUCGACCCUGGAUGGCUGUAUCGGGAAACAUGACAUCCGCACCCCGUCCAGCGAGCACGAAGUGUGGUCCCUCUGCGACAACAAAAUCGGGGGGUUCUCCCUCCACCCCGCUCAUCCGCACCUUGUGGCCACGGCGUCGCUGGAUCGGACGCUGAAGAUCUGGGAUUUGAGGAAGAUGAGCGGCAGGGAAGGAUCGCGCCACCCCGCGCUUCUCGGCGAGCAUAGAUCCCGCUUGUCGGUGUCGCACGCGGCAUGGAGCGGGGCGGGGCACGUGGCGACGUCGUCGUACGACGACACCAUCAAGAUCUACGAUUUUGGGAGCCGGGCCGGGGGAUGGAGCCCGGGACACGAAAUCGACGAGGACGAGAUGGAGCCGGCGCACGUGGUGCGGCAUAAUAACCAGACCGGCCGCUGGGUGACGAUUCUCAAGCCUAAGUGGCAGAUGCGACCCCGCGACGGAAUCCAGAAGUUCGUCAUCGGAAAUAUGAACCGGUUCGUGGAUGUCUUCGCCGCAGAUGGGGAGCAGCUGGCGCAGCUGGACGGAGAUGGCAUCACAGCCGUCCCUGCGGUGGCGCAAUUCCACCCGACCAUGGAUUGGGUGGCUGGAGGAAAUAACUCUGGCAAGCUUACACUGUGGAUGUAA